This is a messenger RNA of Xenopus laevis (African clawed frog), 3481 nucleotides long. It is a transcript of the gene slc16a6.S, whose product is annotated as solute carrier family 16 member 6 S homeolog. Lineage: Eukaryota; Metazoa; Chordata; Amphibia; Anura; Pipidae. The transcript has 6 exons. Gene Ontology annotation, biological process: organic acid transport; monocarboxylic acid transport; transmembrane transport. Gene Ontology annotation, molecular function: monocarboxylic acid transmembrane transporter activity; transmembrane transporter activity. The record is from RefSeq and is a predicted model, not a curated record. The coding region runs from base 317 to 1888 and encodes 523 amino acids. Gene Ontology annotation, cellular component: membrane; basolateral plasma membrane.
GCCCCUAAGGUCCCCGUUCAUAUCUCAGCAGCAGAGCAGCGAAAGGCAACAAUACUGCCGCCGGCAGAGAAAGGGUUAAGAGAGUCCCAGCGCUAGGCGCGUGUCCGUCACUCCCAGGCGCGCUCCCGCGGCCCCAGACCGGCUAAAGCCGGUAUAUAUAGAAACGGAGGAGAGCUGAGAACCCAGCCCGGCAUGGACAGAACGCGAGCGACUGUUUAAGUGGCAUUUAAAGGGCCGCCCGGGGCAGCACGUGGACUGGAGGCAAAUGUUACCUGACACCGCGUAAACCGAGCCCGACCUGCCACUCACAAGAGCCAUGGAGGGAUGCAAUAGAGCCAACGUCUAUACCAAAGUGCCUGAUGGGGGCUGGGGUUGGGUCGUGGCUGGUGCCUUCUUCUUUGUGGAAGUAUUUACUUACGGAGUCAUCAAGUCCUUUGGGGUCUUCUUCAAUGAGCUGAUGGGCUACUUUAAUGAGAGCAACAGCCGAAUAUCUUGGAUUAUCUCGAUAUGUGUCUUUGUAAUGACCUUUACUGCUCCCUUGUCCACCGUACUGAGCAACCGAUUCGGGCACCGGCCAGUGGUUAUGGUCGGAGGGAUCCUCAUCAGCACAGGCAUGAUUGUGGCUUCAUUCGCACGCAGUGUUGUGGAGAUGUACGUCACCAUUGGAGUAAUAUCAGGUCUGGGCUACUGUCUUACUUUCCUUCCUACUGUCACCAUCCUGUCUCAAUAUUUUGAGAAACGCCGCUCAUUGGUUACAGCAGUUGCAUCCACUGGAGAAUGUUUUGCUGUGUUUGUCUUUGCCCCAGCCAUCACCACAUUGAACAACCUUAUUGGCUGGAGGUACUGUUUACUGAUGGUGGGUGCCCUACAGUUAAACAUAGUUGUGUGUGGUUCCCUCCUUCGACCCAUCGUCAUCAAACCCCCAGAUGUAGCCAAAUCACCUGCGAAACCUGAGAACCUAGAGAACACCUAUAUGCUUGAAAAUGAGCAAACGCUCACCUCUAUAGACUCCAUUGAUUCUGGAGUUGAAUUAUCUACCUCACCUAAGAACGUGCCAGCAAACCCAAAGCCAGAGAGGAGCCCAGAAACGCAGAGUGAGAGGAAAGAGAUUGUGGAACAACCAGAACCAGAGUUGAAGGCACAGCCCCUUCUGGACUUCUCGGUAUUAAAGAAUCCCAGUUUCAUAAGUUAUGCAUUUUUUGGGCUCUUUGCCACCCUUGGGUUUUUUGCACCUUCUCUCUAUAUCAUUCCCCUGAGCUUGAGUCUGGGCAUUGACAAGGACCUCUCGGCCUACAUGCUGUCAGCUAUGGCCAUCUCUGAGGUAUUUGGGCGGAUCAGCGCAGGUUGGAUACUUAACAAGAAACCCAUGAGGAAAAUUUAUAUUGAGCUGGUGUUUGUGGUGCUGCUGUGCGUGGCUCUCAUCGCCUUCCCCUUCGCCUAUAACUUCAGUGGCCUCAUGGCUUGCAGCGUCUUCUUUGGAUGUAUGUUGGGGACAGUGACUGGAACACACAUUCCAUUGAUUGCCGAAGAUGAUAUUGUUGGCAUUGAGAAGAUGUCGUCUGGAGUGGGAGUGUAUGUUUUUAUCCAGAGCAUCGCCGGGCUGGCCGGACCCCCGCUAGGAGGGGUGCUGGUUGACUGGACACAAAACUACGGGUCAGCAUUUUACUCCUGUGCAGCCGGAAUGGCACUGGGCGCCCUGUUCUUAGCAUUGGUGAGACCGUGCAAGAGAGGACUGUGCAAAAAGAAGCUGGCAGCUGGGCAGCACCACAUUUGCCAGGAUGGGAAGGAGCUGCCAGUAGAUUUUCUUGAAAUGGACUUGGGCAGAGUUGAGGGUCUCAGCAAAAGCUGUCAGAGCCUAAACCAAUCUCCCUCAAAUGCAAUACUAUGAGCGAUGAAUCAUCUCCAUUAGCGAUGGGCGAAUCUGCGGCGUUUCGCUUCGCUGAAUAAUUUGCCAUGAAAUUCGCAAAACGGUGAAAAAUUCGCAAAACGGCGCCGGUGUCUCGUUUUUGACGGCGGCAUCUGUUUUUCGCAGCGGAAAUGCGUCCAUUUGGAUGAAUUUUCGCAGCGGUUUCGCAAAUCGCGGGAAUUCGCAGCGAAUUCGCGUCUGCGAAUAAAUUCGCCCAUCACUAAUCUCCAUGGUUCUCACUUCUACAUGGACUGGUCCUAGGGCUGUCUGACACUUUAAAAAGUAAGGCUGCUUAAGGUGAUACUUGAAUCCAAAUCUAAUUCCUGCUCUUGAAGCUCACCUUAUCAUAGUUGUGUAGUGGGUAAUUUAGAACAUAAUCGACCAGUUCCCCAAUGCCGUGUUCUCUGCCCCCCUCUGACUGACCAUGGGAAAAUAAGGAGCCCAGGAGCAGUAAAUACAGAGAAUUAGAACUGUGAUGCUAAAUAAGUACUGAGGUGGAAUAUUGCAUUGAUUUAACCAGGGGGUUAGUUAGCUAUUACUGGGCCCCAUAGCAAAAUUAUUUUUCAGGUCCUAAAAAUGUCUAGAUGUUGAUCUGUUUUACCAGUAUUUAUUGAAAUUGUAUAUGAAUUAGGGUCUCAGGGCCCCUAUAUCUCCUGGGCCCCCUUGUAGCCGCAGGGUCUGCUUCCUCUGUAGUUACACCCCUGCAUGGGGUUCUGGUUUGACCAUGGGAAAGAGAGCAACACAACAUCAGGAACCACAGAGAAUUGUUCUAUGUAUCUGAGUAAGUACUAGGGUUAUGGGAUUCACAUAUACAUCGGAAGGUUCCUAGUGCUAAUGAGCCCAAGUUUCCUUGGAUAGAUUAAACCGAACAUAAAAAGGGAAAGGCAAUGAAGAAAUGUGAAAGAAUAUCAGAGUUUAGAGGGCAACAUUUUUUUUUCUUUUAAAAGGGCAGGAACUGAUGCGGUGAAGUUAGGGUGUUUGUACCAAAAGAAAUACUUUGAAAAUAAUUAUGCAGGGUAUUUAUUUAUCUACCAAGUUCAUCUUGACAUUACAUGCAGUGUUGAAUGAGCUUGAAAACACAUAUAACCGGUAAUACAACUGCCACUCUUACCAAAUGGCUGGAUCUUCGUUCUGCAGCCGGGAAUGCUGAGCAAGCAAGUUGCACGUAAUUGCACUGCUGGUCUCCCUCCCAUUACUCCAAAACCCUACACUAAAUAGUUACGGCUGCAUCACAAAAGCUCCAGCGCUUCUCUGUGCCACUGCGCACGUCUUUAAAUAAGAUACACUGACAAUAUUUUUUUUUGAGAAAAAAGAAAACAUUUUUUUGUUAAUGCAAAUACCAAAUAUUUAUUAAAUGAUUUUAGUGUAAAGCUGCUGCUGGCAGAUUAGGUUUCUAAUAAAAUAAUAAUUUAAACAGGUUUUACAUUUCUGUAGGAAUGUUGCAAAUUUCCUAUAGUGCCUCAGGACUUUCUAUAUUUUGUUUUGUAUUUCAAUCCAAAAAACAUUUGUAUUGACAGAUGUAAAUGUAAAUCAACAUAAUUUGCCUUGGAAUAAAACAUAUGAAUCUGAAUGAUA